Messenger RNA from Penicillium riverlandense, 1227 nucleotides. Its product is annotated as protein kinase RIO2. Bases 1 to 1227 code for a protein of 408 amino acids. The record is from RefSeq and is a predicted model, not a curated record. NCBI's taxonomy places the organism in Eukaryota, Fungi, Ascomycota, Eurotiomycetes, Eurotiales, Aspergillaceae. Gene Ontology annotation, biological process: protein phosphorylation; maturation of SSU-rRNA. Gene Ontology annotation, molecular function: ATP binding; protein serine/threonine kinase activity. The transcript is spliced from 3 exons. Gene Ontology annotation, cellular component: preribosome, small subunit precursor; cytosol; nucleus.
AUGAAGCUCGACGCAAAAGCGAUUCGUUACCUGACCUCGGAGGAUUUCCGGGUGCUUGCAGGGGUGGAAGCUGGCAGUCGCAACCACGAAGUGGUUCCAACGCCGCUGAUCGUGCAACUCUCCGGCCUGCGAGGCGGUAGCGGUGUGCAUCGGUCGAUCUCAGUUCUGGCGAAGACGAACCUGAUCGCCAAGGUGAAGAAUGCGAAAUAUGAUGGCUACCGGCUCGCCUACGGCGGACUCGACUACCUCGCGCUAAAUGCGCACCAGAAACAAAAAUGCAUCUACUCAGUCGGCAACCAGAUCGGCGUGGGCAAGGAAUCCGACAUCGUGGUCGUAGCUCACAGCAGCGGCGCCCAACGAAUUCUCAAAAUCCACCGUCUCGGCCGCAUCUCGUUCCGAACCGUCAAGACGAAUCGCGACUACCUGCGCCACCGCAACACGGGCUCGUGGAUGUACAUGUCUCGCCUGGCGGCGAUGAAAGAGUUUGCGUUUAUGAAAGCGCUGCGCGAGAACGGAUUCUCCGUGCCCGAGCCCAUUGCCCAAAAUCGGCAUACCAUUGUCAUGAGUCUGAUUGAUGCUUUCCCGCUCCGUCAAAUAUCCAAGGUCCCUCGGCCCGCGGAGCUGUACUCGGAGUUGAUGGACAUUAUUCUGGAGUUGGCGCGGUUCGGCCUGAUUCAUGGUGACUUUAACGAGUUCAAUAUCCUGAUUAAGGAAGAGGAGGAUCCGGAUGCGAAGGGAAAAGCACCUGCGAACGCGGAUGACGAGAACGAUGAGAAUAUUCGGCUUGUGCCUGUGCUUAUUGAUUUCCCGCAGAUGGUGUCCAUCGACCACGCCAAUGCGGAGAUGUACUUCGAUCGGGAUGUCAACUGCAUCAAGAAGUACUUCCAGCGCAAGUUCCACUUUGUCAGUGAUGUUCCGGGACCGUCCUUUGCCGAUGCGAAGAAGAAUAUGCUCAAGAAUCCGGGGAAGCGGUUGGAUGUGGAAGUGGAGGCAUCUGGUUUCUCGAGGAAGAUGGCCCGCGAGCUGGAAGCGUACAUGAAGGAGGUUGGGGUCGACGGAGAUGCGGGUGCGUCUCGAGAUGAAGAUGAUGAUGAAGAUGAAGAUGAUGAGGAGGAAGAGGAGGGUUCUGAGGAGGAACACGGUGAUGAUGGACAGCCGGAGGAGGAAACGGGGCACUCGGAUAGCCUUGACGACAACUCCCGGCGAUUGGAGGAGCUGCGAGUUUGA